Molecule: messenger RNA, 1690 nt
Organism: Hordeum vulgare subsp. vulgare (domesticated barley)
Lineage: Eukaryota; Viridiplantae; Streptophyta; Magnoliopsida; Poales; Poaceae
Product: 8-amino-7-oxononanoate synthase-like
Exons: 11
Coding region: 37-1401 (454 amino acids)
Biological process (GO): biosynthetic process
Molecular function (GO): pyridoxal phosphate binding
Source: RefSeq, a predicted model, not a curated record
CUCGCCGUCUGUGCCGAGCGACGGGAACGAAACGAGAUGGCGCAGUGGGACACGCUCGUGGACGGCGCGCUCGCGAGCCUGGCCGCUAGGAGAGUGCUGCUCAACACGCGCCUCAUCGCCCUCCCGCCGCCGCCGCCGCCCUCCGAAACCAGCUUCGCCGGGCCGGGGCCCUGGGACCGCGCCACCGUCGAGAUCCAGGUCGACCGCGCCUCCAUCCGACAAUGGCUCGCCGCAAAUGGCGAGGUGAGCAGCCAAGAAGAAGAAGGCGAGUUGAACCGAGAACUGAUCCUCUUCUCCGGGAACGACUACAUGUGCCUCAGCUCGCAUCCGGCAGUCCGCGAGGCCGCAGUCAAGGCAGCUCAAGAGUACGGCAUGGGGCCGAGAGGCUCUUCGUUGAUCUGUGGGUAUACUACUUACCACAAAUUGGUGGAGGAGUCACUGGCGAAACUGCAGAGAAAAGAGGACUGCCUUCUUUGUCCCACCGGAUUUUCCGCAAACACGGCCUUGAUGUCUGCUCUGGGCAGUAUCAGCUCUCUUCUGGCUGCCGGGAGAAAACCCACACAGGAUGAGAGGAUCGCAAUUUUCUCGGACGCGCUGAACCACGCCUCGACUAUCGACGGGAUCCGCCUCGUGGAGAGGCAGCACCAAGCAGCAGCCUUUGUCUACAAGCACUCUGACAUGUCUCACCUUAAUUUCCUCCUGUCCAGUUGCCCAAUGGAAAAGAAAGUUGUCGUCACAGACAGUCUGUUCAGCAUGGAUGGGGACUUUGCUCUGUUACCUCAACUAGUCGAAUUACGCAAGAAACACGGCUUUCUGCUGGUCGUUGAUGAUGCGCAUGGAACACUUGUUUGCGGCGAGAACGGUGGUGGCAUACCUGAGCUGUUUGGAUGUGAAGAUGACAUUGACAUAUGCGUUGGCUCCUUGAGCAAAGGAGCUGGUUGCCAGGGUGGUUUCAUAGCAUGCAGCACUAGAUGGAAGAGGCUGAUCCUAUCGCGGGGCCGCUCAUUCAUAUUUUCCACAGCUUUGCCAUUGCCCGUGGUUGCUUCUGUGCAUGCCGCAGUCCACGUCGCGAAGAAGGAGAGAUGGCGAAGAUCGGUCAUCUGGGAGCACGUGCGGUAUUUUGCUUCUCUGACCAAACUCAACGUAACCAGCCCCAUCAUCGUCAUUAUCGUCGGAAGCGAAGAGGCGGCGGUCAAGGCUCACAGGCAUCUUCUGAGAUCGGGAUUUCUCGUCCAACCAAUCAGACCGCCUGUGGUGCCGCCCAACUCAAGCAGGUUGCGAAUUACUCUUAGCUGCGCUCAUACCUCGGAUGACAUCAGAAGGCUUGUUGACGCGCUCGCUCCCUGGCUCCCCACUCGUCAAUAUGCUGAGCAGGGUUGCGCUUCGGUUUCAAGAUUAUGAACAACGACCACUAUUGGUGAUACAAUAAAGAUUAUUAUUUUUUUAUCAAAAGGGAUAACUCCCCCGAUUUCAUUAAAGAAACCAAAUCUGCUUGUGAUACAAUAAAGAUAAUAACUGUGUCAACUCACUAGUUACUACUAUAUUUGAUAUAAUUUCUAAUUGUGUGGAUUCUGUUAUUGUAUAAUUUUCAGUGGCAUUGUUCAACGGGUAUCACUAGUAGAAAACAGGGCUUUCGUCCUAGCCUCGAUCGAGCAAGAGUCCCGAUCGAUUUAUGAACUGGGACUAAUUC